Messenger RNA from Actinia tenebrosa (Australian red waratah sea anemone), 3077 nucleotides. Its product is annotated as E3 ubiquitin-protein ligase MARCHF6. Gene Ontology annotation, cellular component: endoplasmic reticulum membrane. Gene Ontology annotation, molecular function: zinc ion binding. Gene Ontology annotation, biological process: ERAD pathway. The record is from RefSeq and is a predicted model, not a curated record. NCBI's taxonomy places the organism in Eukaryota, Metazoa, Cnidaria, Anthozoa, Actiniaria, Actiniidae.
GUCAUGCACGGUUGAUAAUAACAAAAUGGAGGACGAAGAAAGAGAAGUGGACAUUUGUAGAGUCUGUAGAACCGAAGGCACGCCAGAUAAACAGUUAUAUCAUCCGUGUAUCUGUACGGGAAGUAUUAAAUUUAUACACCAAGAAUGUUUAUUACAAUGGUUAAAACAUAGCAAGAAAGAAUAUUGUGAAUUAUGCAAUCAUCGAUUUACCUUCAAACCAAUUUAUUCUCCCGAUAUGCCUACACAUCUUCCAGUCCAGGAUUUUAUCAGUGGUUUGGCCAAGAGUAUCCUAAGGGCAGUAAGAUAUUGGCUUCAUUACACCCUUGUUGCUAUAGCUUGGUUGGGGGUUGUUCCUAUUACUGCUUAUCGAAUUUAUAGAUGUCUUUUUACUGGCUCUGUCAGCUCACUUCUUACUUUACCGCUAGAUAUGCUCUCUACGGAGAAUGUUUUUAUGGAUUGUGUUCGUGGUUGUUUUGUUGUGGCUUGUACAUUGUGUGCCUUUAUAAGUCUUGUCUGGCUCAGAGAGCAGAUAGUAUUGAAUGGAGGACCAGAAUGGCUUCAACAGAAUGUAGAUCCUCUACCUCAUAUACCUGCAAACCUCUUUGGAGGGGGAGGGGGACAUGGGGCAAAUGGCAAUGGAGGUGCAGAUGAUGAAGGAAAUAAUAAUCCAAAUGAAGGCGGUGGUGGUGGUGGUGGUGAUGGUGAGAAUGAUAAUGAGGAUCAUGAAGAUUUGCAUGAGGAAGAGAAUGGUCCUAAUGUGGCAAUAGACAAUGCCGCUAUCAACAAUGUUGAUGAUGAAAACAACUGGAAUCCAGUAGAAUGGGAAAGAGGUGCAGAAGAACUGACUUGGGAAAGGAUGCUUGGCCUUGAUGGUUCACUGGUGUUUCUGGAGCAUGUAUUUUGGGUUGUCUCCCUCAACACGUCAUUCAUCUUAGUUUUUGCUUUUUGUCCCUUCCACAUUGGACAGUUUGCUGUAAUUCUAUUUUCUAUCGAAGAAACUGUCCAGUCAACCAAGUUUGAAGGAAUUUUAACAACUGUGCUUGGAUAUGUUAUACUAGCUAUGUGCCUAAUUCUCUGUCAUACUGUAUCAUCGCUAUUUUCUUUUAAAAGGGCCAAAAGAAUAUUCGGAUUGUGUUAUGUUGUAGUCAAAGUAUCACUUUUAAUGGUUGUUGAGAUUGGUCUGUUUCCAUUGGUGUGUGGAUGGUGGCUCGAUAUCUGUUCUCUGGCAUUGUUUGGUGCUACCUUAAAAGAUAGGAUCCAAAGCAUGAGUGCUGCACCUGGUACUGCUAUGUUCCUCCACUGGCUUGUGGGUAUGGUGUAUGUGUUCUACUUUGCCUCUUUUGUGUUGCUACUAAGAGAAGUGUUAAGACCAGGAGUGCUUUGGUUCCUGAGAAAUCUCAAUGACCCUGACUUCCACCCAGUACAAGAGAUGAUACGUCUACCUGUUUAUAGACAUGCUAGAAGAUUCUUACUUUCCUUGGUUGUGUUUGGAACAACUGUUCUUCUGAUGAUGUUUUUACCUGUAAGCCUUUUGAAGUGGUGCAUCCCAAGCUUUCUUCCCUACAAUGUUCAGCUAUCAAGUGAAGCACCAGUAAGUGAGCUCUCCCUAGAACUACUCCUCCUACAAGUGGUCCUCCCUGCACUUCUUGAACAAGGCCACACAAGGCAGUGGCUGAAGAGUGUCAUCAGGGGCUGGGCUGUCACAGCUGCAUAUCUUUUAGAUCUCAGAUCGUAUCUUCUCGGCGAUGUUCCACUGGAUGGUCAAGAAAACAUUUUUGGUUACGGCCCUGCUUAUAAUGCUGCUCCUGUCAACAAUGAUCACCCCAACAACAACCACAAUCCUCCUCCAGAACAGCAACACCAACCACCACCACCCCAACCUAUCGCUCACAAUCCGGAUGGUACCGUGUUUGGAUUCCAGCCAUAUAUUCGACCCAAUACCUUUUCCUUCAAGAUCGUAAUGUUGGUGUUAUUUAUGUGUCUCUCCAUGUCUUUCGCAAGUUUCGUCACACUAACUGUACCAGUGGCUAUUGGACGUGCAAUCAUGUCCUUGUGGAUGGGUAACCUACCAGUGCACGAGCUAUAUACAGCUGCUUGUGGUCUGUACUUCAUUUGGCUUGUGUGCAGGCUUUGUGUAGUGACCAUGUCGUGGAUACCUUUAGGGAUACGAGGAAUGGUGGAGAAAGUUGGUAACUGGAUCUUCCUGGGUCUAAAGUGUGUUUUCAUUGCUGCCAUUCUCAUUGGUCUCGUUCCGUUCCUUCUUGGUUUGUUAUUCGAACUUAUCGUGGUGAUUCCUCUGCGCGUUCCGUACGAUCAAACACCACUAUACUUCCCUUGGCAGGAUUGGGCGCUUGGUGUUCUUCAUAUGAAAAUCAUUUGUGCUGUGACAAUGAUGGGACCCAACUGGUGGCUCAAGAGAGUCCUUGAGCAGGUCUACCACGAUGGCAUUCGCAACAUCAACACCUUUCUCAUCCUGCGCAAACUUGCCUUACCUGUGGUACUAACUCUACUGCUCGCCCUUACUGUACCUUACGUACUUGCAGCUGGGAUUAUACCGAUAUUCGUCAAAUCAGAAGACACACGACUUUACUGUCUGCGUCGUAUUUACCCUCUCCUUCUGGCUGUCAUAUCGGUCAUUCUCUGCUUGGCUUUUCAAGGAAGACAGUUUCAACGACUUUACGAACGCAUCAAGAACGACAAGUAUCUCGUGGGUCAGCGACUCGUCAACUACGACCAUCGUAAACCCAAGCAAAACAAGACCACACACAAAGCCAAGGAAGAUUGACACGAAACUAGACCAUCAUAAAAUAUAUAUAUAUAUACUGGACUCUUAACUAACAAAGCAUAAACAUGCUAUGAAUAACAAAUCCUAAUUAACCGUCCCAAACAGUAUGUAUGGUGCCGGUACCUCCACCCUUUUAAUUACUAGACUUUAUUACGGUGCUGGACCAUACUACUUAUCUGAAUCAUCAAUGACUUGUAAGCCCUUAAGUAGUCUUUUUUUCUUAUUUGUUUGUUUUGUUAUUGUCGUUAUUGUCACUUAGGGUUUCAAUAUCAUAAAGAAAGAAUAUCAUAUA